Molecule: messenger RNA, 608 nt
Organism: Cydia fagiglandana
Lineage: Eukaryota; Metazoa; Arthropoda; Insecta; Lepidoptera; Tortricidae
Exons: 2
Coding region: 115-576 (153 amino acids)
Source: RefSeq, a predicted model, not a curated record
GGUAAAAGUGAUAAAAACAACAGUGACUGUCAGUGUCAGUGUCAAAUUAAUUGAAUAAUAUUACAAUUUACGGUUACGGGUCAACUACAUUAUAAUAUAUCCAACCAAUCUAAGAUGGCCAGUUUAGAGGAAUAUCUAUUAUUCAACUUAUUAAACAGUGAAGAAGAUAGUGAAGAUGAGAACAAUUUACCCGCGCCAUUAGCGAGGCGGCCUCAGGUGCCGGCUCAAGCAGUCAUUGCAGCUUUCCAGCAAACUGAACAAAAGUUCAAGAAAAGCUACAGGCUUACAAAGGGGCUGUGUAGAGACCUUAUAGAGAAAUUGAAACCCUACAUAAAGGAUGCCGAAAGGACAUCUGAUUUAAAUGUCGAAAUAAAGGUACUAAUUGCGCUGAAUUUUUUAGCCACAGGGUCAUACCAAACACCCGUGGGCCAACACUUGUCCAGAAAAGUAUCACAAUCAGCUGUGUCAAAUUCCAUAUCAGAAGUGGUUGCAGCACUCAAUCAUAGGGAUAUAUUUGGACAGUUCGUCAAGUUCCCAGCUAAUUUAGCAGAGUUGAACCAAAUAACCCAGCAGUAAGAAUUAAUAUUUUUUUGUUUAAAAAAGUUGUA